Molecule: messenger RNA, 2175 nt
Organism: Drosophila navojoa
Lineage: Eukaryota; Metazoa; Arthropoda; Insecta; Diptera; Drosophilidae
Gene: Xbp1
Product: X box binding protein 1
Biological process (GO): regulation of DNA-templated transcription
Cellular component (GO): nucleus
Molecular function (GO): RNA polymerase II transcription regulatory region sequence-specific DNA binding; DNA-binding transcription factor activity, RNA polymerase II-specific
Source: RefSeq, a predicted model, not a curated record
GAGAAAUAGCCACGUCAGCUAUUUUCGACAACCCAUUCAGAAAAGUCCACGACAUCUUUGCGAAACGUUUUGGGUGCGCAGAAUUGCAAGCAGAUUGAGGAAAAUUACGUGAGAUUGGGCUGAGUAAACCUGGGCAAUGAAGAAAUCCAAACUGACGACUUAUUCGAAAAGCGCAGCUGAAGCAGCAAAAGUAAAAGCAACGCUACCAAUGAAUUAAUUCCGGGUGUAUCAAAUCAGAUAAAAUUCAGUGCUCGCACAGAUAUCACGCCCAAUCUAGAGCUACAAUUAAAAAUGAAAAUUUAAUUUGCAAUUUAUAUUGCAUUGCUAUCAAUUAUUAAUUGCAACCACAACAACAAUAAAAAUAGAAAUACACUAUGGCACCAGUUAACGGAGUGCUCCUAUCCAAAUGUGUGCCACUUGGCUCUAAUUUGAGUUUAAACACAUUGCCCAAGCUGCGACCAGCUCCCUUGUCAGCCACUGCGGUGCUGCUCAAGGGCGGGUCGUCGCCAUCCAGUUCGGGCUAUUCAUCCUCAUCGAACAGUGUUGCGGACGAGGAGCCCGCAUCGAUGGCUUCAAGUCCGUCGGGACCGACAAAGGCCAAGAAGCGCCGUCUAGAUCAUUUGUCUUGGGAGGAGAAGGUGCAGAGAAAGAAACUAAAGAAUCGCGUAGCUGCUCAAACCAGUCGCGAUAGGAAGAAGGCACGCAUGGAGGAAAUGGAAUUCGAAAUCAAGGAACUCACUGAAAAAACGGAAAUAUUGCAAAACAAAUGCGAGAGCCUACAGAGUAUCAACGAAUCGCUGAUGGCCAAGAAUCAGAAGCUCGACGCGGAAAUGGAAGAGAUGCGUCAAGAACUAGCCGAAAUGAGACAGCAUGCCAAAAAUUAUAAAAACAACAGCAGCCACAGCAACAUAGCUGGCAUCAAUGCAAGCGCUGAGGGCUGUGUGCCCACACUCACUGGAUCUGCAGCAUCCAAUGCUGACUCUGCAGCAGGGUACACAAGUGGACACACAGUCGUCAGCGCGUGCCUUGAUGACAUCACGAAUGUUGCAACAGCAGCUGAAGCAGAGCAACACAACGGCCUCACUUUGGAGAAUUGUGGCGCUCUGCCUUCUAUACAAGACAUGCUGCUCGUCGACGACGAAGAGUUCGAUGCGCGACGACUUGAAGAGCUGGCCGAGAGUCUCCUCGCAGAUAUCACAGCAGACCUGGAAGCAGGCGGUGGCACAUGCCACCAAGCUGCUGCCAAAGAUGCAGGCGACUCAGAGCGAUUGCCUGGAUCAGUGGUGGGGACCGCAGCAGAGUGCAUGGAAUCCGGCGGGCAUAGAGCUGAUGGCCUAAAUGAACAUACCAAAGCGCAACCCGUUUCGAGCACCCACAACAUGGACAACAACAACAGCAGAUUGCCUAUGCAGGUGUCAACGAUAAAUGGAAACAUACAAAAGAGGGCAACAGCAACAACAGCACCCACAGCAACACCAACACCCACAACAACAACGAAGACAAUUUCAGCAGCUGCAUUCCUGCAGAGUGCCACACCGGAUACGGUAUACGGCACAUACGAUGCUAAGACGAAUUCCAUCACCAUUGUCAUGGACGGCGAUGCAGUGCCAGUGAAUGAGGCCGUUGAGGUGAUCUACGGUGAGGGCGUCACUGCUGGCGAUGAGAACACGACAGAUGCGAUCAUGAAGUGCCCGUUGCCAGCAACGUCGCCCUCACAGGUCUACCUCAAUGUGAUCAACGCCACCGAUGAUUCGGACGAUGAAGCGACCAGCCAUCUAAAUUUCGAGCCCAUUGAGCAGUUCCUGUGUCCGCGGGUCAAAGCCAUCUCACCGCUAGCCAAAUCACCUGCACUCUCUAUGCAUUCGGCCACAUCGGAUCAUGGCUAUGAGUCGGUGAUUGGCUCCCCAGCGUCGACGACUCUGUCGCAUUUGGAUAGUGACAUUCCGAUGCACACCGAGGAUGAGGAAUUUCCCUGGGAAAGCAAUUUCGAUGAACUAUUUCCCAGUUUAAUUUAACUUCAACUCACAUGAGAGGCUUUAUUGUUCAUUUUUCAAAUUGAAAAUCGCAUUGGAUCAGCCAAUUCUCUUUUUAUCUAUAUCUCUCUUAACAUUGUUAAUUUAUGUUUAAUUUUAUAUGUGGCUGGCCGCCUUCAUUAUUAAGUGUUUUAGCUCGUAA